CAAACUGCUGCAGGUGCUCCACAUAAGGUGGGGCAAAAGAGACCAAACACCCUCCCCUUUGCGCCCGAGCUUCAGCGCGUCACUUCCCAUGGCGCCAAGCUUCCCAGCGCGUCACGUCCGACUGGGCUCGGCGCUGGCCGCGGUGGUGGUGAUGUUCGGCAGAAGCUUUGUGAACUUGCCGCAGGCGGGGAGAUCGGACUCGUCGCUGGUGCAGCGUCACGUGGACGUGCCGGGCGUGCGGCUUCGGGGGCUGGUGAAGAAGAGUCCUGGGCCGCCCAAGUACCACUUGCCCAUUGGCGGGCCGAACAUCACCAAGACCGCGGACUUGAUGGAGAUCCGGACGUCCUACGCGGUUGAGAAGGUUCAACGCGCCGAGGGUGAGAAGGAGGUGCUGCAAAGGUUGGCCAGUGGCCCAG
Molecule: messenger RNA, 416 nt
Organism: Durusdinium trenchii
Lineage: Eukaryota; Dinophyceae; Suessiales; Symbiodiniaceae
Source: the annotation of a GenBank genome assembly